Messenger RNA from Belonocnema kinseyi, 1248 nucleotides. RefSeq names its product neuropeptides capa receptor-like. Gene Ontology annotation, molecular function: neuropeptide receptor activity. Gene Ontology annotation, cellular component: plasma membrane. Lineage: Eukaryota; Metazoa; Arthropoda; Insecta; Hymenoptera; Cynipidae. The transcript is spliced from 6 exons. The coding region runs from base 1 to 1122 and encodes 373 amino acids. Gene Ontology annotation, biological process: neuropeptide signaling pathway. The record is from RefSeq and is a predicted model, not a curated record.
AUGACUUGCAGUAGCCUUGAUCCUGAAUCCGGAAAAUCCAAACGUUUGCCAAACGAAGUAAGUGUGUUUUGGCAACAAUAUCCUUGGGUUUUGGGCGAAGGUCUAUGCAAAAUAAGAGCCUACGUAUCCGAAAUGUCAUCUUAUGUAUCUGUGUUAACGAUAGUGGCAUUUUCUUUGGAACGAUAUUUGGCCAUUUGUCAUCCCUUACAAGUAAACGCGAUGAGUGGACUAAAACGCCCAAUUCGAUUCAUUUUUGGUGCCUGGUCGAUAGCCAUGAUCUCAGCAAUACCGUUUGCUAUUUAUACAAAAGUAAAUUAUGUAAUAUACCCUCCAGACUCUGGAAUUAAAUCGAAAAACUCAGCUUUUUGUGCAAUGCUUCUACCCGAUAUGCCUGAAUUUCCUCUUUACGAAAUGAGCUGCCUAGUGUUCUUCUUCAUACCAAUGAUUAUCAUUUUCAUUUUGUACGUGAGAAUGGGUUUGAAAAUUCAGAAUAGUACAGGGAGGUUCCUGGAACCCAGUGUACACCAAAAUUCUAUUCACACUGAAUCGAAACAGGUUCAAUCUAGAAGGAGCAUCAUUAAAAUGCUGAGCGCAGUCGUGAUAAUGUUUUUUAUUUGUUGGGCACCAUUUCAUACGCAAAGAAUCUUUUAUGUUUAUGGUUCAAAUGCAGAUUACUAUCCGGACUUGAACGAAUUUUUGUACAUAUUCAGUGGUUUUCUCUACUAUUUCAGUACCACUGUCAAUCCUAUUCUAUAUAAUGUAAUGAGUUCACGGUACAGGAAAGCUUUUAAAGAAACUCUUUAUUGCUCUUCAGCCUGCGAGAAAAAUGGGGCUUCCAAUAACGUUUCUAGAUUAAAUUCCAACUCCGAGAGACGUUCAUCUAACUUCCGAUCAUCUAUCAGAUAUACAAUCGACCAGGCAAAGGAAAUGUUUCGUUUAAAUAUGGAUGGAGAUGGAGAAGUCAAACGACGGGAAAAUGAUUUAUUACAUCCAGAUGAUCCUAAAGCCCAGGCUCUCCUUAGCAGUAAGCAUUCUUCAUUGAGAAUGCAAUCGAGUAAUGCAAGCUCCACUUCUCAAAAUCGAUUUGCAGAAUCUUUAUCAACUGCCAGCAGUAUUCUGUGAUGGAAUUAACUAUUUUUUAAAUUAAUUUUUCAUGUGUAUUUUAGAAAGAACUUUGCAGCUUCGUAUGAGUAAUUUUAACUUUUUGAUUAAUUGAUAACUAUUUUACAUGUACAUACCAAAUUGUUU